ACUACUAUAAAUAUACCUUUAUUACCGAUGAAACUAUAUAUUAAAUAUUUGAUUAUUUUGACAAUACUGCAAGUGAUCGGAGUACUUUAUCACGUAACGAAAAGUCGUGGCGUUCAUUCAAGGUGGCGCAAACAUGGUCCAACUUUCGAACAAUGGAAACCAGAACACUCUGACAUAAAGCAAAAGAUACAGUCAAGCAAAUGGAUAAAAUACUUUCCCCGUGUUUUUGAUAUGGUAUCAAAGUUACAAACAAUAAAAACAUUUUCAUUAUUGGAAGAUACAACUUGUGCGAAUUUGUCAACAAUUACAUUAUUUAAUGAUAAGACAGAUUACCAAAUUGGCGAGACUCUAAAGGCUAUCAUUCAGGCUAGGAAUUAUAAUAACGGAACAAAAUGGUAUGGAGGCGAUUUUUUUCGUGCAACUUUAUAUCGUACUUUCGAACCAUUAGCGGGUGUUGCUUGUGAUAUAGUUGACAAACUGAAUGGAACCUACGUUAUUUUAUGUCCAUUGCCAUGGAUUGGGAAAGCCAGAUUAUCUGUGAAACUUAUACACCCAAGCGAAAGUUUGCUGGCGUUGAUGUUAAAUUCAUCAGGAUCGCGCGAACUUGGUGUAUCUUUGAAAGCAACUGUGAAUAAUUCCUUUACGAACAAGCAAGAACUAGUCGAGUGUGGUUUUGAUUUCAGCGACAAAUUAAGCUCAAAUCAAAUAUGUAAUCAUUCAAAUCCACGAAACGGCGAGCCAUGGUUUUGUGUUAAAACAACUUCACAUGAAUGCCCGCCAAUUGAAUGGAUGGAUCGCUAUUAUGAUGAAGAUGAAGACAAUCAAAUACAGGGAAAUAAACCCUUAUUUAAAAUCGGUAUAAAUCUACGGACGAGGGUUCGAGGACCCAAUAAAUGGAUAUAUAUUACGGAAAAGGCACAAAACAACGCGGGAAAGCCGAUUCCGAAAAUAACCAAAUCUCACAAUCUUUCUAAACGUUGCAACGUAGCGCGAACCGCCCCUUUUUCUAAAGAGCCAAUGAGUGCCACUGGCUGGCUUGACGAUGGACAAUGGAGGUCUUUCCUAUGCAAUAACACUUUAUUCAACGUAACAAAUCUCGAAGACUGUCUCCGAAAUCAUACUGUAUAUUUCAUUGGAGAUUCCACUGUACGACAUUGGUAUAAUUUUACGAUCACGGAGCUGAAGGGUACAGACCACGCUACGGACGGUCCGUCAAUUUGGGCUCAGGCUCGAAAUGGUGUGAUAAAGAGAUCCAAUAUCACUUUGCAUUAUAGAGCGCAUGGUCCCCCAUUGCAUAAUCCAAGAACAUUAAAAGUCAGGCCUUAUAUUACUGAUACAAUGGAUGAUAUUCCGGCUAAUUCAGAUAAAAUGAUUGUUCUAUUUUCAAUCGGUCUUCAUAUGGAUCUAUUUAAUCCAGAUAUAUAUUUACAUCGAAUCCGUGGGAUCAAGUUGGCCAUUGAAAGAUUACAAAGUAGAUCUCCAAAAGUGCGCGUAUUUGUUAAAGGUCAUCAUGUACAUUCCCAGUCCACGAGAAUAUGCCCGUCUGAUUGGCUAAGUUAUAGACAUGAUGUAUUAUUACGUCACAUAUUUGGGGAAUCUCACGGUGUAAACUAUUUGCCAUUUUGGGAUAUGACGUCAGUGUUUAAUAAUCGACCUUAUCAUCCCAAUAAAGAAUUACUUAGAAUCCAACUCGGUUUGUUUCAGUCGUUUUUAUGUGAUAAUUGAUUCACAUGACAACAAUACAUCUAUCAUAUAAAGACUUUAAAAUUGAGGCCUGUAUAUUCAAUGGUUUUGUAGCCUGGAAGUACAGGGAAAAAAUAAUGCCACAAUUCUGCUGCAUAUUCAGUUUAGUGUAAUUUAUAUUUCAGAUAAAAGUAUAAACGUCUUGAAACAAAACAGUUUCUUGGGGAAAACACUUACUUAAUUGGGCACAGAUAGACAAUAAGAGAGAAGAGUUCAUUUUUACUGGUCUUCUAUAGCUUCUUCAUUAAAUUGCAAGCAAUGAAUCUA
Styela clava is the source of this 2010-nucleotide messenger RNA. Its product is annotated as NXPE family member 3-like. NCBI's taxonomy places the organism in Eukaryota, Metazoa, Chordata, Ascidiacea, Stolidobranchia, Styelidae. The record is from RefSeq and is a predicted model, not a curated record.